This is a messenger RNA of Caenorhabditis bovis, 1449 nucleotides long. Lineage: Eukaryota; Metazoa; Nematoda; Chromadorea; Rhabditida; Rhabditidae. The record is from the annotation of a GenBank genome assembly.
AUGGAGAUGGAACCGUCGAAACUAGUUGUUCGCAAUGAUCUCAUUAUGGAUUUGAUUAUGAAGGAUUUGGUGGAAUGUAGCGAAAUGAGAGGAACAGAUGUAGUACGGCAUUUUAUCGAUAUUCGUCGAAUUUCCAAAGAAUUUGCACAAAGUCUAAGGCGAGUUCUCGCAAAAAGAUUCAAGAAUGUCGUAAUAAGUCGUUAUACACCGCUGGAUGAACGGAAGUGGCAGCAUCCGGCAUUUUUCCACAGAAGGUCGCAUAAACCCGAUGUUGUCAUCAACUCAUGUAGAAUGGAUUGGGACCAAUUGGAAAAAUUUCUGAAAUUUCUGAACACCGCUUUCGGCGUUGAAAUUCAAACGAUCAAGUUUUUUCCAAUUAAUCGCGACACUUUCGCAUCGCCACCGAGAACUUUGUUCAACUUCCACCAAUUUUGCAUAGAACGCCCAACGUACAACGGUGCAAAAAUUUUGUGCAAUCCAAAAAAUAGAGUUCAGGAUUUAUUGUACGAUUUAAAUGAAGAAGAAGUCACAAUAAGUUCUUGGUUUUUGGAAGAGACUGCAAAUAACUGGACUUAUGUCGACCCGGAAUACAUGAACCGGGUUAAGAAGCUUUUGAAACCAAUUAAACCAAAAGUGGUAAAUGCAAUUCUCACUGAUUGUGUUCUCAUCAGAGACAUGGAUCUUCUUUCGCAUGACAUUAUUGUUCCAAAUAUGCAACCGUUGGAAAUUUUCGAAGUGGUUCUUCAAGAGCUUAAGCCAAAAGUGUUGAAUGUCAAGCUUCGCACUGAGUUUGCAAGCUCAUUAGACGAAGGAAUUCGAAUGGAUUGGGACGAUCAGAACUUUUUCAGAACCUUUAUUCUUUAUAAUUCGGAAGAUUUCUCCAUUCCAGUCAAUCCAAGCAUGAAGGGUGUAGAGGACAUUGUUCUCAUCGUUGAUACAACAGGAACGCAUAGCUGGAAUACUACAACAAAUGAGAGCGGAUUCAAUUUCGUUUUUCGCGAUCUUCUCAGUUUAUUCCCAAUGAAGAAAGUUCUAAUUGGAAGAGCAAUUUAUAUACCGGAAAGCACAGGAUUGGUUGAAGCUUUUCAAAAUGAAAUUGACGGCUGCAUGGAAUCGAUAUCACGAGCAUCGGAAGUGAUCAACAACCGACCAAUAUUCGUAAAAAUGUUUUUCUGUCGAAAUAUUGAACUUAUUACGAUUCCAUCAAAUCGUCAUGUGAAGCAAUCUGUUCCGCGGUACAGCAGUCAUCAAAUUGAAUUUGACAACGAGGCGGCCAAAAAUUUCUUUAAUGAAUACUCGUCGCCGUAUCUAGAGGAUCGCUACACGAAUGUUCGCGCCAUUCCGAGCACAAUAAUUCGAAAAUGGACCGUAUCUUACAAUGGUCCACAUGUGAUCCAUUUCGAACUUGUCCUGGCAUUGGAUAUGGUGCACGCUUCCUACGACGACUAA